Parascedosporium putredinis is the source of this 819-nucleotide messenger RNA. NCBI's taxonomy places the organism in Eukaryota, Fungi, Ascomycota, Sordariomycetes, Microascales, Microascaceae. The record is from the annotation of a GenBank genome assembly.
AUGGACGAUCCUGCUGAGUGGGUGGAUGACCUUGCCACCUUCAAUCUUGCCAUAUACCAUCAAGGAGACUUGGGGGCCAACUUCCGGACUCAAAAUGAUCCCAACAUGAAUAUCGCAGAUCCGGACCAACACGGCGGCGGUGCAUACUACACGUUGGUGGUGCUCGAGUUCCGCUUCGAACCCAACGGCCUAGCGCGCCGGAUCAAGACUGCGCAUAUCGCCAUGAAGUUCGCCCCUAUUAGCAAGGGAAACCCCAGAGAUGAUCCCGAGGUGGUUGCCGUGGCGCCAGAUGGAUUCUUUAGCAUAGCGCCGACCACGCAAAGUGAAACACGGACCAAAGAAGGUGGGGGUACGGCGGGUAUGGGAGCUGGGGGUGGGAAGGCUGAGGUGAGCUUCAAGCUCGUGAAGAGCACUGAAGCCGAGACUUGGGAUGCUACUGUCGUUAAAGGCGGGGCAGAGCUGAAAGACAGAAAUUGGGGCCCGAAGAACACGGCAGCCUGGGCUCUUUUAGAGAACAGGUCCCGAGAAAGCAGGGUCGCGUCCGGCUUGACGACUGCCGUUUUGAUCAAGAGGGUUGACAUGGCGCCUUUCAAAGCGUCUGUGACCAUCAACGUCACCGCAGACACUCGGACCCAGGUUGCCUCCAUCUUCGCAAGAGAUCCUAGCGACGACGACCUCUACUUCAACCCAAGAAAGCCGUCAGAUGCCAACUUUGCAUACGAUGAGCAUAAUCUAGGCAACAUCUCGACUGAAACCCUGUCACACGUUAAUUUUAGGACCGUCCUCCUCGGGGCUGUAAGUGAGAGGGGGCAAAACUAG